Messenger RNA from Cucumis melo (muskmelon), 2836 nucleotides. RefSeq names its product U-box domain-containing protein 33-like. The transcript has 7 exons. The record is from RefSeq and is a predicted model, not a curated record. The coding region runs from base 145 to 2682 and encodes 845 amino acids. Gene Ontology annotation, biological process: protein ubiquitination; protein phosphorylation. NCBI's taxonomy places the organism in Eukaryota, Viridiplantae, Streptophyta, Magnoliopsida, Cucurbitales, Cucurbitaceae. Gene Ontology annotation, molecular function: protein kinase activity; ATP binding; ubiquitin-protein transferase activity.
GUAGCACAAAAGGAAUUAUUCCCCAUCAAAACUCAAGGGAGAGAGAAGAAAAAUGUCUUAGGCGACUCAGAGAAAGAAUGCGCCACAUGCUUUUCCAUUUGGCUCUGUUUUCGACUCUGAGUUCUGCAACUCUGUUUCUAGUUAAUGGAGCUAUUGAAUCUUCAUCACCCUCCUCAUUUCUCUUCUCUUAACGCCCUUCAUGGGUUUUAUUCCUCUUCCACUUUGCUUCCUACGAUGUUGAACCCUCGUUUGUGUGGUGUCGUCGAAGAAGCUUCUGGCGGCGACAGUGGUGAUUUUGUUUAUGUGGCUGUUGGGAAAUCAUUUGAGAAGUCUACGAGUUUGCUUCGGUGGACUUUUCGUUGUUUUGGUGAUAAAGAAAUUCGGCUCCUACAUGUUCAUCAGCUCUCUACUGUUAUACCCACGCUACUGGGGAAACUACCUGCAAGCCAGGCGAACACGGAUGUGGUGGCUGCAUAUAGGAAGAAGGAGUGGGAACAAACAUCUCAGCUUCUUGAAAAUUACUUGGGAUACUGCCACAGAGCCAAGGUCAAAGCUGGUAUCGUUAUGAUGGAAGCUGAACAAGUUCAGAUAGGGAUUGUGGAUUUGGUUAACAAAUACAACGUUAGGAAGCUUGUCAUGGGGACUAUGGCAGAUAGUUGUGUGAGAAUGAAAGUAAAGAAGAGCUCUAGUAAAGCAGAUUAUGCUGCUAGAAAUAUCCCUUUGCCAUGUGAGAUAUUGUUUGUCAACAAAGGGAACCAUGUUUGGACCAGAGAAGCUGUUGAAGGAUCAUGUUCUGCUUCAUCAUCGUUGCUGCACGAGCUGGCUAUCACAACAAAUUUUUGUUCACAGUCAUCUCUGGUUGAUAACAGUCAAUCAUGCGACCAACAGUAUUCUCAUUCUAGCUCUGCAAAUGGUAUAAUUGAAGGCUUAAAUUGCAUUGAUAAGGAACCCUUUCAUGUAGAAGGUGUUAUGUCGAGUUCUUUGGAUAUACAUUUCCCAUGCCCUUUGCAGAUUUCUUCUAGUUCAGCUAGUACGAGCUCUGAUUCAGGAUAUUCAUCAGUUGAAGGGAGAGAACCAACAAGAUCUGAUUCAAAGGUUGAGGAAAGGGGUUUAAAUGAUGAACUUAAAGAUGCCAUUCUAGAAACAGAGGCAUCAAGGAACGAAGCAAUUGCGAUGCAUUUAAUAUGUAGAAAGAUGGAACAAGAAGCUGCAGAAUCUAUAAAAAAGUUCAAGGUCUUCAAAUGUGUCAAUGAACAUGAAAUUGAUCUUAGGAGAGAGACUGAAGAAGUGUUGAGAACUAUUAUAGAGAAGAAACAAACUCUCUCAGAAGAAAGAACUGAAAUACGCGAGGAGCUAGAGAGGACCAUGAAGACUCUUGCUCUUCUUGACACUCAGGCACGGGAAGUAAAUCAGAAGCAGGAAGAGGCCACUGCAGAACUAAAAAAUAUACAAGCAUCAAUUGUGGUUCUCAAGAAGGAAAAGCAGACGAUACAAAGCCAAAAGAUGAAUGCUCUGAAUUGGCUGUCCCAAUGGAACAGUCAGGAGGUUGUAUUGGAAAAUUAUAAUGCUUCAAUCAGAGUUAUGGAGCACCAACCUCAGCUGAUUGAAUUUACAUUCUUGGAAUUACAGAUGGCCACAUGUGAAUUUUCUGAAAAAUUCAAGAUUUCUCACGGAGGUUAUGGUUGUCUUUAUAAGGGUGAAAUGUUGGGUAAGACAGUUGCUAUAAGGAAGUUGCAUCCACAUUAUAUACUGGGUCCAGCAGAGUUUCGUGAAGAGGUUGAAGUAUUGGGUAAACUACAACACCCUCAUUUAGUGACUUUGCUUGGCGUAUGCACAGAAGCAUGUUCCCUAAUAUAUGAGUACUUACCCCAUGGGAACCUCCAAAGUCACCUUUUUCGAAAAGGCAACACUCCUCCAUUGACGUGGAAGACUCGAGCACGAAUAAUAGCUGAAAUUGCAAGUGCCCUUUGUUUCUUGCACUCUUCAAAGCCUGAAAAGAUUGUCCAUGGAGAUCUAAAGCCCGAAAACAUCCUUUUAGAUUCUGAGUUGACCUCCAAAAUAUGUGAUUUUGGUAUUCAUAGGCUAGUAUCUGAAGAAACACUUUACUGCCCAAGCUUUAGGCGGAGCACUGAACCAAAGGGUGCCUUUUCACAUACAGAUCCAGAGUGCCAACGAGAUGGAGUUCUGACACCCAAAUCUGACAUUUACUCCUUUGGACUGAUCAUUUUGCAGUUGCUCAGUGGAAAACCAAUAGUUGGACUAGUAAUUGAGUUGCGCAAGGCCAUUUCAUUUGGUCGGCUCGAGUCGGUUUUGGACUUAUCUGCUGGGGAGUGGCCUGUAGAUGUUGCAAGGAGGUUAGUAGAUAUUGGUCUACAAUGUUGUGAACUGAAGGGCAGUGAUAGACCUGAGCUGACACCUACUAUCGUGAGAGAAUUAAAACAACUCCAAGACUUUGAAGAGAGGCCUGUCCCAUCUUAUUUCUUGUGCCCCAUUCUCCAGGAGAUCAUGCAAGAUCCUCAAGUGGCAGCAGAUGGCUUCACUUACGAAGGAGAAGCGAUACAUGAAUGGUUAAACAAUGGUCGAGAAACUUCUCCAAUGACAAAUUUGAAACUCAAUCACUUGCAUCUCACUCCAAAUCAUGUUGUGCGUCUUGCCAUUCAAGAUUGGCUUUGCAGAGUUUGAAAUGUUCUCUUAUUUAAUGAGUCUAAUUGUUGUAAAAUAUGUUGUUUAUAUUAUUCGUGUCUGUGCUUCAAAGCAUCUUCUUCAAUGUAAAUAUAUGAAAUUUUACAAAGAUAAAAAUAACCUUUGCAGUAAAAAAAGAACGUUUAUUCUAAAA